Messenger RNA from Stegodyphus dumicola, 1975 nucleotides. RefSeq lists its product as uncharacterized. Lineage: Eukaryota; Metazoa; Arthropoda; Arachnida; Araneae; Eresidae. Gene Ontology annotation, cellular component: plasma membrane; signaling receptor complex. Gene Ontology annotation, molecular function: transmembrane receptor protein tyrosine kinase activity; ATP binding. Gene Ontology annotation, biological process: multicellular organism development; protein phosphorylation; cell surface receptor protein tyrosine kinase signaling pathway. The record is from RefSeq and is a predicted model, not a curated record.
GUUUUAGCCACCCGUUGAUUUUCGAGAGUAAUUUUGUCUUCAGCAGACUGGCAACCAUGAUUGUUUAAAGUGCCGGACAUUUUAAAAUGAUGGAAUUCGUGUUACUCCAUGAUUACAGCUCCUAAGAUGUACUGGUAGCAGUUAUUGGAAAAUUCCAGUAUGACAUACCUGAUAUGGUUUUUAAUAAGUAGCCUUCUGAUGUAUUGUAGUGUGAGUGAUAAAUGUUUACAGCAAGAUGCUGAUAUUAAGAGGCACUUUUAUGUGAAUGAACGUGAUCUUCCAAUAAAAAUUGAAAUGAGUUCUAGGAUUUCUCAUCAGAUAGUCUCAAAUAUAAUGCGAAUCCUUUUAUAUGAAGUUCUUGGCUAUCCUGAUGUACAGCUUUUACAGCAAGAUAGUGCAACUGUUGGAGAUAAUGCAACAAGGACCUUACAAAAAAUUUCAUCUUGUGAAAGACCAAUUGCAAGUGAAUGCAAAACUGUGGAUGGCGAUGGUCCAGAAAUUAUGAUAAAUUUAGAAGUUUGGUUACCUCCUGGAUUUAAUUUAGAAGAAUGGAUUGCAACUGGAGAGGUGGAUGACUGUGGACCAUUGGGUCCUGUCGGCAGAUCUGGUUGGUAUGUUGGAGAAAACACUGUUAAUUUAUUUUGGCAAGCAAAUCACACUAUAAUAGAUCACUGGAAAGCAUUCACUAUGCCUGAAGUGGUAGAACGUUUUGACCUUUUCAAAGAUGGUUCUAUGAAAAUAUAUACAAAAGAGAAAUGUACUUUUGAAGAAUGUGGAGAUGAUGACAUUUAUAGACCUGAAGCAUGUCGGAAAUCUAAUGUGCAGUGUGCUACUCUUCUGGCUGAUUAUCCAGCAUCAAAUUUUGAGCUGUUGAAAUACACAAUAACAAGAUUUGAACUUUUAGUGAAUGUAGCCUGGGUAGGAAAGAACCUGGAAUCAAUUAUUGAAAAACGAACUGUGGCAAACAAAAGUAGUCUUUUUUUCCAUAAAAGACCUAUGUUUUUAAGUUCUCAUGAAAAUUUCAUUCACAUAUCAUUUCCAAAGUGUGAGGAUAUUGAUACUAUUUGUGAAUUUGAAGUCAAUCGACUACAAAAGAUUGUAUGGUCCAAAAUAAAACCAAAUGCAUUAUAUGCUUACCAUGUUCUGAAAGCUAUGUAUUUUUCUCAAUCAGACUAUCUGAAGUUGUUAGAGCUUUAUAGCCUUAAAAAAUUGCGUGGCUUAGGUGUAAAGGAAGUUGCUUGUGACUGGAUAAGAGAAAAUAUGCUUGUUUGGCUCAAAUGGACUCCUACUGACUUUAAAAGCAAAAGUAAAUUAUUUAUUGGAGGAAUUUUUCCAAUGAAUGGAAUUUUUUGGAAGCAGAAAGGUGUUAUACCUGCUGCACACAUGGCUACAGAAGCUAUAAAUAAUAAUGAUUCUUUGCUUUUAAACUACGAUUUGGAAAUACUGGAGCAAGAUGGUCACUGUGCUGCUGAUGAAGUUAUGAAAAGUUACAUUAGUUAUGUAACAAAUACAACUUACAAAUCUAUGGUUGGAAUUUUAGGGCCUGCAUGCUCAGAUACUGUGGAACCUAUUGCAGGGGUUGCUAAAAAUUUCAAGACGGUUAUAAUCAGUUACAGUGCUGAAGGAGCCUUACUGAGGGAUAGAGAAAAAUAUUCUUAUUUCUUUCGUACAAUUCCUGAAAACAACCAGUUCAGAUAUGUUUAUUUGAUGCUGUUUCAAAAGUUAGAAUAUACAAGAGUUGCUGCACUUACAGAACAGGGUCAAAGGUAUCCUGAAUAUAUAACACAUCUAGAAGAUUUAAUGCCCAAACGUGGAAUGACUUUUAUAAUGAACCGCAAAUUUCUAAGAGACAGAGAAACUUUAAACAUGAGACCACAUUUAGAAGCCUUAAAAUCAAGUGGAGCAAAAAUAAUAAUAGGAGAUUUUUAUGAUUAUGCUGCUAGGGCUGUUAUGUGUGAAGCAUAUCAACUAGUAA